CAAAGAGAAACUUGUGGACCUCUUAUUAGUUGCACUUCCAGCACCACUACCACCACCACCAGCACCACCGGGGAUACGACGGCGCUUUGGUCCACUCUCCCCCUUCUCCAACUUCUUCAUCAUCCUUAUCCCAACCGACCUUCACAGUACUCUCUCUCUCUCUCUCAUGAUUUAUGGCGUCGAUCUCAGCGCCGACCUUCGCUUCGCCGUCGACUCGCUCCGAUCCAAACCCUCACAAAUUCGCCUUCCAGAGCCCGUUCCGAUUGAGGCGAUCGUCGCCUCGGACUCUGCACCCUAUGCCUGGGGUUUCCGAUCACUUCGCCCUCUGCCGUUGCCAGAGCACCGGCUCCGACGCUCCCUCGCCGUCCGGUGGCUCCCGGCGGUGGGACUCGGCGAUUCAGGACGCGCUGAGGAAUGCUAUCAAGAGGUUCGAUGAUUACGUGAGCUCGUACCGCAACGCUCCCAAAGAUGGGGCGAAGAGCGUUGAUGUUGUGGGCGGAGGAAGUGUGGACUCGGAGGAGGACGGUGACUGGGAUUGGGAACGAUGGUGCAGGCAUUUCGCGGAGGUUGAUGAACAGGAACGCAUCGUGUCGAUUCUUAAGUCACAAUUAGCUCAUUCUGUUAAUAAAGAGGAUUAUAAAGAUGCUGCUAGGCUUAAAGUGGCUAUUGCAGCUGCAGCCACAAAUGACACCGUUGGCCAAGUGAUGUCUCACCUAAAUAAAGCCAUAAAGGAGGAACGCUAUCAAGAUGCAGCUUUCAUACGAGAUUAUGCUGGGACUGGAUUGGUGGGUUGGUGGUCUGGAACUUCAGAAGAUAUUCAUGAUCCUUAUGGUCUUAUUAUACAUAUAAGUGCAGAACAUGGAAGAUAUGUGGCAAGAAGUUAUAGUCCUAGGCAGCUUGCUACUUCUACAGCUGGUGUUCCCCUUUUUGAAAUAUUUCUUACUGUUGGUAAGAAAGGUGAAUAUAAACAGCAGGCAGUCUACUUGAGACGGAAGGUAGGUCCUCGAGAUUUCCCACUUGUUUCAUCAAAGUCAUCAAGGCCUAUUGGGAGCUUGAACCCCUUGGAUUCAAAUGAAGAGAAAACUAAUCUGUUGUCUAGUAAAGAAGACAGGGGGGAUGGUGAAGAUAGGGAUGAUGAUUCUGAUAUUGCAGAGGGGUUGUCUAGUUUUGAUAAUAUUUUGCGUGAUAUGAUACCUGGUGUUAGGGUCAAGGUUUUGAAAGUGACAACUCCUGAAAAGGUUGACCGAGAUCUAAUAUCUAAGGUGAUUGAACAAAUAAUGGAUGAGGAAGAUGAAGAAGAGAAUGAUAGUGAGUUAGAAACUGUAGAUGCAGAACAUGAAGAUAAAGUUGAAAGUGACAAAGAGCAGGAAGAGAUAGAAAUGGAUGCUGGUGGUGGAAUUCUUGAUGGUGAAGAAGCCAGUGAAAUUGCAGUUAAGGUUGUUGUUGGUGGUCUUAUGGAGAGAGUUUCCAACAGUGGACCUAACAAUUUUAUUCGAGUACCAGCUAGGCUUGAGAAAAAGAGGCACUCAUCGUUUUCUUUUUCCAUAGAGAAGGAUGACAACCAACAGGUUCCUUCUAGCAAAGGACUGAUUCCACGGAGUAAAAAAGCUAAGCUUCAGGGCCAACGCAGCAUUGACCAUAUUAUGUUUGAUCUUGCAAAGUUCAUUGGCAAGGGAAAGAUACCCAUGAAGGUGCUUAAAGAUGUUGGGGAAUUGAUAAAACUCACACUCAGCCAGGCUCAAAGUCGUCAGUUACUCUCUGGGUCAACUACUUUUAACCGCAUUGAGAUCCCAGCAUGUCCCGAUCCUUUAAAUGGACUCUAUAUUGGUACACAUGGGCUUUAUUCUUCAGAAGUCAUUCAUCUGAGACGUAAAUUUGGUCAGUGGCAAGAAGAUGAUGGUGCCAAGGAGCCUUCAAAUCUUGAGUUUUAUGAGUAUGUUGAAGCUGUAAAAUUAACUGGGGAUCCUUAUGUGCCAGCUGGUCAGGUAGCUUUCCGUGCAAAAGUUGGAAAAAGAUAUCAGCUUCCUCAUAAAGGAAUAAUUCCAGAAGAAUUUGGAGUGAUUGCUCGAUACAAGGGUCAAGGGAGGCUUGCUGAGCCUGGAUUUCAAAGUCCUCGCUGGGUUGAUGGUGAGCUUGUUAUUCUGGAUGGAAAGUAUAUAAAGGGAGGGCCAGUUGUUGGCUUUGUGUACUGGGCUCCUGAGUAUCAUUUCUUGGUAUUCUUCAGUCGGCUGAGGCUGCAAGAGUAGAUUCUCUUUGUACAAAAGUUAGAGUUUGUUUAUUCUUUUGUUCAGAUUUUGUAGAUUGAUGAUAUUUGUUGCCAAGAGGUACUUAAUGUGGAGCUGGUGCAAGCUAUAUUGUGGAGCCCCUUGCGGAUUGCUUGCAGAGCACCAUUGUAUCUGUUAGCUAUUAAGCAUCAUCAAGCAUUUAAGCCAUAGUGGCAGUACCAACGGAAGUUGGGAGAUGCUGUUUAUCUUUGGGUAACCAGUAACCACUGAAACUUCGUGAUGUGGUGAAUCCUUGGCCUUUAUGCUUUUUAUAUAUAUAUUUUGGGCAGUCUUCCAGUAGAACAUGUGAAUCAUUAGCAGCAUUGAUAAAUGCAAACAAGUAAAGGCUUGUCUAAACUGUAGGAGAUGAGCAGGUAUCUUUGUUAUUGCAUUCUUGUUUUCACAUCUGGAUUACUUGCCAGAACUGUUGCGAUUCAGGAUUAGGUUGGAGAUUGUAAAAUACCAAGAGUUGGGAUUUUGAGAAGAUCAGAUCCCAAGAGCUUAGUCUAACCCAUACUAUGAUCAACUAAGAUCUAUUUUGACUUCUCUAUUUAUUUUA
Molecule: messenger RNA, 2823 nt
Organism: Diospyros lotus (date-plum)
Lineage: Eukaryota; Viridiplantae; Streptophyta; Magnoliopsida; Ericales; Ebenaceae
Product: protein EXECUTER 1, chloroplastic
Exons: 12
Coding region: 174-2246 (690 amino acids)
Biological process (GO): response to singlet oxygen; singlet oxygen-mediated programmed cell death
Cellular component (GO): thylakoid membrane
Source: RefSeq, a predicted model, not a curated record